This is a messenger RNA of Aureobasidium vineae, 1121 nucleotides long. NCBI's taxonomy places the organism in Eukaryota, Fungi, Ascomycota, Dothideomycetes, Dothideales, Saccotheciaceae. The record is from the annotation of a GenBank genome assembly.
CCGUCAUGUCGACCCUGAUCAAGCCGCCGCCAGCUGAUCCUAGCAAAUCUGCAAUCGAGAGCGUGCUCGAGCUCAAGCAAUUGACCGACAUCGAUCCUGGUAUUUUCACCAAUACACGACCACUAUGGCAUCCUCCUGGCGCUCGAGGAAUAUACGGAGGUGCCGUGAUUGCACAAUGUCUCGCGGCAGCGCAACGAACGGUCCGCGAUGACUUCACCGUCCACAGCAUGCACUGCUACUUUGUGCUAGCCGGCAACGCAGAGAUUCCGAUCAUGUAUCACGUCGAGAAGGUCCGAGACGGCCGAAGCUUUGCUACACGCACCGUACAAGCACGACAGCGAGGACGCCCCAUCUUUACAACAACCAUGUCGUUUGUUCGAGAAAACAGCGGAGGUGCCGAGCGGGUCGAACAUGCAGUCGACAUGCCGACAGUACCUGGGCCUUCGGAAGACUUGGACAUUCCACAGCAAGACAACAGUCCUUUCCAAAGCCAACGCAUCCAUAUCCUCAACCACGAAUCAGGUCGGCCGCAGGACAAAAAGACAAGACAGUGGAUCAAGGCUAGGGGCAAGAUCAGCCCCAGUGGAGGACACCAGGCACAUCUGUCGGCACUCGCAUACAUGAGCGACAGCUAUUUCAUAGGCACAGUGUCACGGGUGCACCGGCUGUGGAGAUUCUCGACAUCGGACAAGGACGGCAAGUCGACCAUCGACAAUUCUGUGCUUGAGAAGCUUCGUGACAUGGACGACGAUACGCUGCGGAGAAUGCAGGGAAUGGACGAAGAUGUCAUUGUUGCAUUGAGAAACAUGAAGGAUAUCAACAGCGUGGAACAGAGACGACCAGAAGUGGGCAUGAUGGUCAGUCUGGAUCAUACCAUCUACUUCCACUCGCCGCGCAAUUUCCGUGCAGACGAGUGGAUGUUUACCGAGAUGGAGAGCCCAUGGGCGGGGGACGGCAGAGGAUUGGUAUUGCAGAGAAUGUUCACAAAGGACGGCGAGCUGGUUGCAACAUGUGUGCAAGAGGUAAUGACAAACAAACAUGACAACCAGGAUAUUCUCAGGGCUGACAAGUGCAUGCAGGGCGUGGUCCGACUAAAGGAAAGGGAUGUGUCGAGCAAACUG